Messenger RNA from Zingiber officinale, 1883 nucleotides. RefSeq lists its product as uncharacterized. The record is from RefSeq and is a predicted model, not a curated record. Lineage: Eukaryota; Viridiplantae; Streptophyta; Magnoliopsida; Zingiberales; Zingiberaceae. The transcript has 4 exons. Bases 42 to 1304 code for a protein of 420 amino acids.
UUCCUCACUUCUGGUAGUGCGUUCACAGUGGCGCGAGGGAGAUGUCGGUGCGGAGGACCACGCACCAGCUAAGCAGCGGGAUGAUCGUCUCCGGCCCGCCGGAGCCACAAAAGGAGCGGGCACCGGCCGUGGGUUCGAGGGCGGCGCCCUACACCGGUGGGGACGUCCGCAAGUCCGGCGAGCUCGGCAAGAUGUUCGACAUUCCCGCGGUGGGAGAUCCCGGCGGAGGAUCGUCCAGGUCAGUGUCCAAGUCCCACUCGGGGCCGAUCGUUCGGUCCGCUUCCUCCUCUGGAUCCGGUCCGGUGCCUCCGCGGAAGACCUCUGGCCCGCUCGCGCAAAUCCCUCCGACAGGGCUGAUCACCUCGGGGCCCGCGCGUUCGUCCGGCGGGCAGACAGAUCAGUCGCCGCUGCCUACGAGGAGGAAGAAGAUGGAGGCCAGGUAUGGCGGAGCGGUGACUGCGGUGGAGGACGAGGAGUUCGCGUUUGGUUUGUCGCGGGGUUGGAGAUGGGUGCUGGUGGCGGUUUUCGUGGCGGGAUUUGCUGCGGGUGCAUUCGUGUGGGUAGCGGUGGGGCGAUCAGUGAUUCUGAUUGGGGUGGCAGCGGUAGCGGCGCCGGUGGCGGUGGUGUCGAUGUGGAAUUGGACGAGGGGCAGGGAAGAAGUGAAACGAUUUUGGCAGUUCUACCCAAAUACUUCUAUAGACAUUAGAAAUCUCCAAAUUGGGAAGUUGGUUAAAAUCACUGGGCAUGUCACUUGUGGAAGCAUCCCUCUUGAGUCAUCUUAUCAAAAUAUCCCCAGGUGUAUAUAUGCAUCUACUGAGCUGCACGAGAAUAGAGGAUGGAGUGGAUUUACUACUAAUCCUGCUCAUAAUUGCUCCUCAUGGAGACUCAAAUUUGUUGAGAGGUAUGUUGCAGAUUUCUACAUAUCUGACCCAGACAGUGGAACACGGUUUCUUGUGAGAGCAGGAAACGGAGCUAGAGUGACUUCUUUCGUUAAGCCUGCCACUAUUAUUGAGAUAAACAAAGAAAAUAAAGAUUUGUCUCCUGAUUUUACAAGUUGGCUGACAGAACGCAAUCUUCCAAGCGAUGCUCACAUAAUGCACCUUAAAGAAGGGUUCAUCAAGGAGGGCAACACCGCAAGUGUUAUCGGUAUCCUUCGGAAGCAUGAAAAUCUAAUCAUUAUCGAUCCACCUCCGGACGCCGUAUCAACUGGUUGUCAGUGGAGAAGAUUUUUCUUUCCAAUGUCGGUCGACGGCCUUAUCCUAAUAGGUGAUGAACGACCAGAUGAAGUGAUAUACCAGGUGUAAAUAUUAUAAAAUUAUUUCAUACAUCCUCUUGCAUCAAUAGGCAAGGAAGAGAAUAAUUGUGGCUGCUUUCAAAGUGUAUCUUCUUUGUAGUGUCUUAACUUUUCAGUUUCAGUAGGUGUCUUUGGGCAUCAAAUUUAAGUUGAAGCAGUCGAUAUGUCUUAUACAUUGAGUAGUCAACUGAAGCAAGUAUUAGAUCUCUUGGUGUCCCUCGUUUAGUUAAUUCUCAAGAACUGUUAUAGCUAGUUUCUAGUCAAACUUGUGCAUAUUGUAAUUAAAGAGUAUAGUGUACAAAUGCACUUCUUAGCCAGUAAUGUAUCCUAGCUAGCAAUAAUGCUUCAUGAGUAACAACAUUUUCUAAUCCAGUUAGACUCAACCGAUACAGUUCAACCGGUUGAACGCAAAGACAAAGGUGAUAUUCAUAGUGCCAGGCUAACCAAAUUCUGGAAGAUGCAGACAGUAAGUUUGAUUUUAUUUCUAGAAGAUGUACCUUUUUAUCUUUGUUUUUCAAAUGCUCAAAACGCCUUGGAUGAUAUGAUUAUGAAUUAUUCUUUGAAAGAUCUUUCUAAGGUCUAAGUUUUA